Lodderomyces oxycetoniae is the source of this 513-nucleotide messenger RNA. RefSeq lists its product as uncharacterized. The transcript has a single exon. NCBI's taxonomy places the organism in Eukaryota, Fungi, Ascomycota, Pichiomycetes, Serinales, Debaryomycetaceae. Gene Ontology annotation, biological process: mitochondrial electron transport, NADH to ubiquinone. Bases 1 to 513 code for a protein of 170 amino acids. The record is from RefSeq and is a predicted model, not a curated record.
AUGUUUCGUGAUCUUUUUUUGAGUAGGCACAAGUGGGAAAAUAAAGAGGAAACUCCCUUGCCAAAGGAUAUACCAGAGGUUGACGAAGUUGGAGCAACAUCGGCACCAUUACUAUCGGCAUCAUAUUAUAUAGGCGACAGAUGUAAACCAUAUAAUGAUGAUUUUAUGAUGUGUAAAGAAGAAAAGAACGGAGGCACGGUAGAGUGUUUGAAAGAAGGUAGAAGAGUAACCAGAUGCGCGAUAUCAGUAUUGAAAGAUUUGAAUAAAUAUUGUUUUGACGAAUUUAAGUUGCAUUAUGACUGCUUGGAACAGAAUAAUCAAUACUUCAGUCGUUGCCGUGCUAGUGAAGGGGUAUUGAGUAAAUGUGUUUUUGACAACUUGAAGUUGGAGAAACGCAUUCCUGAUGUUGAUGAGCAAAUACACCAUAAAAAGAAUCCAGUAUACAAAGCUGACCCUAAGGACGUUAGAUUGACCAAAGAGUAUUUAAAAAAGUCUGAACAGAAUAUAAAUUAG